This is a messenger RNA of Megalops cyprinoides (Indo-Pacific tarpon), 1818 nucleotides long. Its product is annotated as ras association domain-containing protein 1-like. The record is from RefSeq and is a predicted model, not a curated record. Gene Ontology annotation, cellular component: nucleus; microtubule cytoskeleton. The transcript has 7 exons. NCBI's taxonomy places the organism in Eukaryota, Metazoa, Chordata, Actinopteri, Elopiformes, Megalopidae. Bases 616 to 1683 code for a protein of 355 amino acids. Gene Ontology annotation, biological process: Ras protein signal transduction.
CCGACCCGUUGCAAUGGAGCUUUAGCCAAGAAAGAUUAACCUGCUCAGUGAAGUGUCGUGCAUGCGCAGACAAAGUGCACGAAUCGGUCAAAUGCCACAAUUCGACUGGUCUGCAAAUGAAAAUGGAUCGAUCCUGGACCGGGGUGGCCCGUUUUGGAUUUGGACGGAAAUUCAACAGCGCGGCUGAUGCGCGCACAUUCUAGGCGAGCCCUGCAUCAAGAGUGAGGCGAUUACAGAGCAAACAUGUCGGGCGCACGCAGCCUUUAGACCCGUGCGCCCGAUUGGAAUUUUGGGAGACUAUUCUGUGGCCUGGACGGCAAUGACGUUGGGGAUUAUUACAAUACUGAAUUCUACUUUUAUUUUCAUGAUGGAUAUUUGCGCGCGUGGUUAAAAAGAUUCUUUUAUGAAUUCGGUGGACAGGAAUGAUUACAGCUCAUAAACCAUUUUUUGUAAGGGCACUGUUGCAGAGUUGACAGUUUCGUCGUGUAGAAGUCAUUCUUCACCGUUGGUGACCUAAAUAGACGCUUACAAAGAGGAUGUGGUUAAUGUCUGUGUCUAGGAAAGAAGACAGGUUUUUCAGCGUCUGCUGGGGUGGCUGCCCUGUGAUGUAUCAGGAUGUCUCAGAUGGAGCAGAUUGAACUGCAAGACAUGUCUUUGGAUGACCGCAUCGAGCUAACCAGCCCACCCCAACCCUGUCCGGAGCGGGUCAGCCCCUUGCAUACUGGUUCGGGGCAGGUUCAGGAGCGACUGAGCCGGGCCCAGGUGGUCAGACUGCAGGGGGACAGCGUCAUGUUUGGCAACCCACUGCUCCACGAUGGGACCGGGGCAGGUCACCACUUCCAGCCUUGCAGCCAUACGCAGCUCACCUGGUGUGACCUGUGUGGGGACUUUAUCUGGGGCCUGUACAAACAGAGCCUGCGCUGUAUCUACUGCAGGUUCACCUGCCACCACCGCUGCAGAGCUCUGAUCCAGUUAGACUGCAGUUCAAAUUUCCCUGACCAGCUACACUUUGAUGAAGGCACUGUAGAGACAGACACCAAUGUGGAUGAGCUGAUUGAAUGGAGGAAACGGGAGCUCUCUGCUGCUGAAGUGCAACAGAAAGUGAAAGAGUACAAUGCCCAGAUCAACAGCAACCUCCUCAUGGUCCUGAACAGAGACGGCUCCUACACUGGCUUCAUCAAGGUCCACUUCAGGCUGGUGCGGCCUGUGUCUGUGCCUCCAGCCCAAGCCUGGGCCCGCACACAGGAGCGGACUAGACACCGCACCUCCUUCUAUCUGCCCAAGGAUGCAGCCAAAUACGUGCACAUCAGCUCCCACACACGGGCGCGUGAGGUCAUCCAGGCGCUGCUUGAUAGGUUCACCAUGGUGGACGAUGCCCGUAAGUUCGCCCUGUUUGAACGCAGCCUGCAGAGGGGCAAAGUGUGCCUGCGGAGGUUGGGUAAUGCGGAACGGCCACUGCAGCUGCGUCUGUGUGCAGGACCCAGUGAAGAGACCCUCAGCCUGGAGCUGCAGGAGGACGAGACUGGAGAAGUCAACUGGGAUGCCUUUACUCUGCCAGAGCUGGACAACUUCCUGCGUAUCCUGGAGCGAGAGGAGGAGGAGCAUGUGAAGCAGGUAGUGCAGCGCUAUGCUCACACCCGGGAUAUCCUGCUGGAAGCGCUGGCGCGCUUCACCCCGGGCUGACUGGCUCUCUGCAUGUGCCUGCAUUUCUAACAAGCAUCCACCAGGGGGAGACAACAGACCGUCACUCAGAACCGGAGAUAGGAGGCAGAGCCACUCCUCUAAAUGAGGGGAAAGGGGAAGGAAAGAGACAGAAGA